CACAAAUCAGUGCGUUGCGUCCCAGGUGGUUUCGUUAUUGUCGUUAACAACAUUCUGUGAAUAACAUGAAAACAGUGAAUACCCACAGUCGAAAUCAAAGUCAAUACUAAGUCUCAUUAAGCUUGUGAACCCCAGUAAUAAUGGCUUCAAAUGUCAACAAAACAAUAAUUUGUUAUGAUGUACCUCUUGCAUUGCUGCACAAAACUGAAGCAAAACGCUACUUCAAAACUUUCGGCAGCAUAGUAAAGAUAAUUGUUAAACAAAAAAGCAGAAAGUGUAUCGUGGAAUAUGAGAACUCCGAGUCGGCACAAGAAGCGCUCAGCCUUGGUGGUGAAUAUGAAGGUGUUGAGUUUCCCAUUGAAUUUCAACUCAAACCUACCACCACCAAGGCAAAAACUAAACCAAAAAAAGAUGUAGAUCCAGAUUGGAAUAUGGACGAUGACGUAAAAGCUGAAUUGGAGGCAAUGGGUAUGUCUGCAGGUGGUAACUACAACAUGCCAGGGAAUAAAAAACAAUAUAAUCUUAGACCUGAGAAAAUGGCUAUUGAUGUUGAGUUAAAUUCCCUUGUAAAGAAAGCAACCAGAACUGAACGGAGCAAAAAAUCGUCUACUACAACAUCAACGACCGCAUCGUCGACCAAAUUCGCCGAGAGGGACUUAUUGAAUAUUCUACGUCAACGUGCCGAAAAUACAGAAGAUAAGUACAGAAUGCUAGAUGCUAGAGACAAACUAAUAAGAUUAAGACGAUACAAAAACGUUGAUGUGCACAUGUUAGGCGUUACGGUGGGAACAUGCCCAGACAUGUGCCCGGAAAAGGAGCGCUUAAUGCGUGAGGUGCAGCAUCAAGUGGCGCUAUAUGAACAAACCAGUCAAGCUGGUGAUCGCUCUAUGAACCACUCGAUAGCUGUGAAACAAUAUUCCCGAAGUUCGGCAGAUCAGGAAGCACCGCUACCGCAUGAGUUGCGUGGUGUUGAGGUACUGCAAAUGACCAUGGGAUAUCUAAUGCAUCGCAUCAUGCGGUUGGCGGAUUCACCAGAUUGUAAUCUUGGAGAGUGGUAUCAUUUUCUAUGGGAUCGCAUGAGGGGUAUUCGAAAAGACAUCACACAGCAAGAACUUUGUUGUGAAGGUUCUGUGCGUUUGGUAGAACAGUGCGCUAGGUUUCAUGUACAUUGUUCAGCAAGGCUGGUUGCUGAAGAUGCCGCUGUCUUUGAUCAGAAGAUCAACACUGAAAAUCUAACUAAAUGUCUACAGACAUUGAAGUACAUGUAUAAUGACUUGGCGAUACAAGGCGUGAGAUGUCCCGAUGAGGCAGAGUUUCGAGCGUAUGUGAUUUUGUUAAAUUUGAACGAUGGUAAUUUCAUGUGGGAAGUACAACAACUGCGCGCGGAUAUACAAAAAUCCCCGGAGAUUAAAUUUGCUUUGGAGGUGUAUUCAUCACUGGAUAAAAAUAACUUUGUAAAAUUUUUCAAGUUGGUACGCGCUACGACUUAUUUGAAUGCUUGUAUUCUUUUGAGAUACUUUAUCCAGGUUCGGACGAAAGCCAUGCGACUUAUAGCAAGGUGUUACACACCGAGGUUGCCGCACGCGCAAUUUCCCAUAGCGCAAUUAAUUGAAAUGCUCGCGUUUGAAGGUGUAUCUUCAUGCGUUGAUUUUGUCGAACACUGCGGGUUGACCGUUUCUUCAGAUAGAAGCACGGUACUUUUGAACAAGCGAGAUUUUCAGGAUCCGGAUGUUCCUUACGUUUUGGAUCGCGCUGUUCGUGUGAUUGAAUCAAAGCAAAGGCAAUCAUUGGGCGAAGUGGUUUGUGGGCAAGAAUUACCGCCACCUCUUUAUGAAACUCACGUUCCUCAUGAUAGUUUUGAUCAGGAUGGUUAUCUCCAAAAUUUGGAUGAUUUUGAUUUGGAGCAGGUGACUCAGGACGAACCAGAUAGAGCGAUGUUUAAAAUAAAUGAGCGAUCAAGCAGUCCGUUUGGAGGCAAGGAUAGUAGGGAAGCUCCACCACCUAAAGUAGUCCCGAAAGUGGGUGGUUUUGCCUUUGAUUUGCCACAGCAACAUGAUCUGGCCCGAGAGAAGGCUGAAUGCGAAGCUCGUCUACGUGAACAACAUGAAGCUGAAAAAGAAGCGGAGCUUAAAAGAUACCAAGAACAGAUGCGCAUUGAGAAACAAAAACUUCACGAACAACAACAACUAAUUGAGGCCUCUUUAGAGCGUGAACGUUUAGAGUAUGAGCAUCGUAUGCAAUUGCAAUGUGAAGAACAGCGCCGUCAGAUGGAAGAGGCGCGUAUUAAAGAAGAAGAGCGGCAAUUGGAAGAGGAGCGAAUUCGUCAACAAAAACUAAAAGAUUUUCAACGUAUGGAAGAAGAGGAAUUGAAACGCAAACAGUUGCAACAACGACAACGUGCUGAGGAAGCUCGUCGUCGACAGAUAGCCCUGCAGGAAGCGAAAGCUGCAGAAAUUGCAGAAACUCACCGUCUUCAAGAAAUUCGCUCAGCAGUCUUUACUGUUGUUUCCAAGUUAGUAACGGACGUAGAAAAAAAUUACCGAAAAAAUCGACUUAAGGAAUUAAGAACUAAUGUGUUGGCACGAUUCGCGCUCCAAAAAUGGCGUGUUAAAGUAUCGUCAAAUAAACGCAAGCGCAAAGCGAUUGAUCUAGGCCCACUCUGGAUGAACAAACUAACAUCUCAAGAAAUGGCCAAAGAAUUGUCCAUUCCUCAACAGAGCCUUACGCUGAAUUUGAUGAAGCGUUAUAAAAGGGGUGUGGCAAACAAUUCACCAGAAGGAAGAGUGUUACCCUUGGUUGAGAAAUUAGACGCGCGGACGUUGAUGCAGUUAACAGCAAAUCAUCUCCUGAGGAAUGCCAUGCAGGCGAAGCGACUACAGAAUGACAUAUUUUGGAAAGUUGGUGUAUAUUUUGAGGAGAGAGCUGAUGAUGGCGACCUGGUGCGCAAAACAAUGGAUGAGGCGAUGGGAUGGGAUCAAGUUAAAGUAUUACUUAAACGCGUCAAAGUCAAUCAAAACAAUUUGACUUACUGUCUGCAGAAAACAGCGAUGGACGUGUCUGAGCAAAUGAAUGCGCUACUAAUUGUGACUCGAAAGUUAACUGAAGAAUUGGUCGAUAAACUUCUUGUAUAUUUAAACAGUUUAGGUGACUUGGAAUGCAUGCCGGUGUAUUUUGUCUUAGAAGAAGAGGAUGACCAGCUGAAAAAUGAAGUGGAGGUGUUAUUAAAGAACAAGUUGAUUUCGGAGAAGGAUUGUUUAGUUUGUGCCUUUUUGCCAGAUAAUCUUAGUGUGGCUUUGGGACGGGGCUUAGAAUUUCUCUCACAACAGUAUAGGCCACCGCCUCCAUUAUUACUAAACACUCUGAGGGCGUUCCUUGGGGAAAAUUUAGGAGGGGAGUUCUUUCAAAAAGUAAGAGCGUUUUCAAAAUGGAAUCUGCCCUAUAAACACUGCGUCGCAAAACCACAAGUUGCGAUUGCUCUAUUUAAUCAAGGACUGCAAAAAUUAGAAGACAUUAUUUUGGAUGAGCAGAGAUGUGAUUAUGCAUCAUUUCCAGAAAUUUUUAAAGAACAUCUCGCUAACGAGAUACCUGAUUUUCUUCCAUGUGAUUUUAAAUAUUUUCCGAAAUUUUGGAAGACUGACGAAUAUAAUUCGGCACUUAAAAGAGCACUGAAACAGUUCCAACUUCCGCAGUACAAUGGAGAGUGGCCAUUGGAGGCAGGGCCGAACUUUGAACGCGAUAUUUUUGACUAUUGUGAACUUGUGUGUGCUGCACGGCCGGAAGCAGAGAAACUCUUCUAUAAAGUAGUUGCGAAAUUGCUUAGAACAGCUGAAACUGGAAAUCAAUCUUGGAUGGACGUCGCUGAAGUCAUACUGGAACAUAAUCUCAUGUGUAUAAAUCUUGAGUUUUCAAAAGUUUUCAAAUCUCAGACUAUAUUUAAUCAGUUAAUUGUGAUUUUUCAAAGUGACCGUUUGCACGGGUACACCAAUGAUCCGUGGUAUUAUUUGAAAAAUCCUAUGGUUCAACGCGAGAUCGAAACGUCAAAAGAUGGGGAACAAGAUGGUGAAGUUGAUGCGAGAAGUAUUAGCCCUCGUAUUUAUGAAGCAGUACCAGAUGAAAUUGUGCUUGAUCUAGAUUUACAUUUGAAACGCGCAUUUGAACCGGAUUUGCUUGAUGACGAACGGCAAGCGAACGCGAAGAAGUGUCGAGCAGCCAUGGACGACUUUCGGUUUCUAAUGGACGAUCUUGAAGAGAGCAUGAAGAUACAGCGAAAAGUUAGCCAAAAGUUUCAAGCGAACUUGAAGAAUUAUCUUGAUAACACGUAAUUUAUUCUUUUAUAUAUGUUAAUGCUUUUGAAACAUGUUUGCCAGGGAACAACAAUAAUUUUAAAAUUUCAUUAUAUGACCAUUUCUUACGGUUGUGAGUAAACACUUAAACUAAACUAUUUUUUACAUUAAAUAUUGAUUUUAAAAGUUAUAA
Messenger RNA from Dalotia coriaria, 4476 nucleotides. It is a transcript of the gene xmas, whose product is annotated as RRM_XMAS2 and SAC3_GANP domain-containing protein xmas. Gene Ontology annotation, biological process: mRNA export from nucleus. The coding region runs from base 141 to 4322 and encodes 1393 amino acids. Gene Ontology annotation, molecular function: RNA binding. The record is from RefSeq and is a predicted model, not a curated record. The transcript has 2 exons. Gene Ontology annotation, cellular component: transcription export complex 2; cytoplasm; nucleus. Lineage: Eukaryota; Metazoa; Arthropoda; Insecta; Coleoptera; Staphylinidae.